This is a messenger RNA of Oreochromis niloticus (Nile tilapia), 3144 nucleotides long. It is a transcript of the gene sctr, whose product is annotated as secretin receptor. Gene Ontology annotation, cellular component: plasma membrane. Bases 155 to 1501 code for a protein of 448 amino acids. NCBI's taxonomy places the organism in Eukaryota, Metazoa, Chordata, Actinopteri, Cichliformes, Cichlidae. The record is from RefSeq and is a predicted model, not a curated record. Gene Ontology annotation, biological process: adenylate cyclase-modulating G protein-coupled receptor signaling pathway; cell surface receptor signaling pathway. The transcript has 14 exons. Gene Ontology annotation, molecular function: peptide hormone binding; secretin receptor activity; G protein-coupled peptide receptor activity.
GGCAGGCGCGGAGAGUGAGCCGUGAAGUGCAUCAUGUGAACCACCCGCAUCAACACAGACGCAGUCAGACGCUUUGUGAAAGUGACUGAAACACUUGGUGCUGUAUUUGCGAAGAGGACGUCCGAUUUGUAUCCUUCCUUUAAAUGAGACAUAGAUGUCUUUCCUUUUAGAAACGCCGCGUAAAACCGAAAUAGCAGUUAUUGCACUUCUUCUGCAGCGCUGUCCCCAUGUUGAAGCUGUUCGUCCUGAAUGCGACCCAAACUACAUUUUGCUCCAAGAUGAAGUGUCCUGUUUGGAGCUGCUCAACAAGACUUCCAUCAGCCAAGGACAACAACAAGAAUGCAGGGGAUGGUGGGACCAUGUUAACUGUUGGCCCCAUGCUGCAGUUGGAGAUGUUGUGUCUCAGCCAUGUCCUGGAUUUCUACACACCACUGGGCAAGUUUUCAGGAACUGCACAGAGCUUGGUUGGACCGAUCCCUACCCUCCACAUGAUAUAGCAUGCGAGUAUGGCUUUAAUGAAAGCCUUCCUCUAGAAGUGCACAGCUCCCAGAGGUACUUCCUGUUUGUGAGAAUCAUGUACUCUGUGGGUUACAGUGUUUCCCUUGUCUUCCUCAUCAUGGCUGUUGCUAUUCUCUCCCUUCUGAGGAGGCUCCACUGCACACGCAACUUUAUCCAUGUCCAGCUCUUCCUGUCCUUCAUCUUCCGAGCCGUACUCAUCUUUAUUAGGGAUGCAGUUCUGUUCUCAAAUGAAGACAGUUUUCACUGUCAUAUCUAUACGGUCAGUUGUAAAUUUGCCACUGUGCUGUCUAACUACUGCAUCAUGGCCAACUACAGCUGGCUGCUGGCUGAGGGCUACUACCUGUACAAACUUGUCAGCGCCUCGUUGUUCUCUCAGAGGAAACACUUGUCGUGGUACAUCAUCCUUGGCUGGGGUUCUCCAGUGAUUAUUAUGAGUGGCUGGAGUUUUGCUAAAUACCUCCAUGAAGAUGAAGGUUGCUGGGAGAUGAGAAGGAGUGAAUGGAUCUGGUGGAUUCUCAGACUUCCUGUUCUACUCUUCAUUGUAGUGAACUUGUUGUUCUUCCUGUGUAUCCUAAAAAUACUGGUGGCCAAGCUAAGGACACAAGACAUGCCCGGCAAUGAAUUCAGUCACUAUAGGAAACUUGCCAAGUCAUCCUUCCUCCUGGUGUCGCUCUUUGGCUUACACUACAUUCUCUUUGCUUUCCUUCCACACAAAGUCCGUGGCAGGACCUACGAAAUCUGGAACUUUAUUGAGCUGGCUUUUGCUUCUACUCAGGGAUUUGUCGUAGCGCUCUUGUACUGUUUCCUGAAUGGGGAGGUGCAGAACGAGAUCCAGAGGAGGUGGCGGAGGUGGAAGAUGAAGCACCAUGUGCAGUUGGAGCACAGGAGAAAGUGCGGCAGCAUGAGCCAGAGCGGCGGUGGCCCCACCAACAUCACUCUUCUAUUUAAAUCAGCCUCCACGCCUGAGUCUGCUCUGGUGUAGCAUGAUACUAGGCUCCUCAGAGAGAGAAAUGCAAGAUGAUGUCUUCUCCAAUAUAGACCAAAUGUGUCCAAAGAAGGCAGAGCAACAAAACUAAGUACACUUUUCCAAAUGUAUCUGAAAUUCAAUUUCAGAUGAUAUAUAUAUAUAUAUAUACAAACAAGCCUCAUACACUCACAUGUUAAAAAAUCCAGGUAAAUGCCACUGAAAGGGAUGUUUGCAUCACGAUACAACAAAUGUAGUACUAUACAUAUAUAGUUUCCCCAUUCAUAACAACUGUACAGUGUGUAAAUUGUGAAACAUCAUUAUUUGAAUAUUGAUAAGUAUCAAAAUAAUUUUCUUCAGUGUCAGCCAGUUUCUGUUGGCUCGCUCUCACCUCUGCUAAAGCAAGACACUGAGUGGACCUCUCCUGUUUGCUGUUUGAAAAUUUUAAUUGAAUUAUCUGAUGAAUGAUAAUGCUGCUGUGCGGUGUGAAUAUGAAGUAGGUUCUGUGGUUUUAGGAAGUAGAAUUCUAGUAUUUUAUAAGGUUCUUUCUUAGCACUAGUUAUGUAUAAUAUGUUGCAAAAUUCAAGAUCUUGUUAAUGUCAUGUCAGAAUUUGCAAAAUAAAAUGUGAGAAUGUGUAAAACAUGUUGAAAAAAUUAAAUGUUAACUUGUAAAAGUGUUACAUUUACAGAAUUACAGAAAAAACAUUUUGCAAAGGUGUUGACUGAUAUGUGCACAAAUAUACUGAAAGCUGCAAAGUUCUAAUUUUACUGAAUUUUUUGCAACUUUAAACCUUAGCUCUAUGAUUACAACCUUUCAGUUCAGUGAAUACAACCAUUCAACAUCUCCAGCUUGCACAGUCUGCAGCAGUGUUUAGCUUCUAGGAUGAAAUUUGGCACCCCCAGUCUGAGAUGGAAAAAGGUAGAGUGCACUCGCCAAGUUGGAAAUUACCUAGUUAUUUUCAAAUAUCUAAGUAUCUUAAGUAUCUUGGGAUUCAAUGCCAUUUUAUUUAUAUAGCGCAAAGCACAACAACAGCUGAUUAAGGCGCUUUAUAUUGUAAGGUAAAGACCCCACAAUAUCACAAAGAAAACAGAGAAACCCCCAACAACCUAUGACCAAUUGCUUUGGUGACAGUGGGAAGGAAAACUCCCCUUUAACUGGAAGAAACGUCUAGCAGAACCAGACUCAGGGAGGGGCGGGGCCAUCUAACAAAUUGAUAUUAUUCACAAGUGAAGGGAGAGUGGAGCAGGACAGAUGAAGUGAUGUGUCCGAGUCUGUGGUGGUGAACAGAGAGUUAAUCAUUGAAGUAAAUCUACAUUCCUACCCUCACAUAUGGCCACAAGCAGUAGGUAGUAAAAUGUUCCAGCCAUGUCCUACUGGAAGCAGACCCAUGACAUUACAACUUGAUAUGAGAUUACAACUCUUGGAUGGCUUGGGAACUCACUGAGAAAGUAAAGUUUGGGUAUCUCUGCUUAGACAGCUACCCUUGCAGCUAUGCAGCCCAUUUAAUUAAAAACUUAAAGUCUUAUAACCAUUUCACUAUGAAAUAACGACUUAUUUCAUAGAGUAAACUUCAUGUGCUUUAUCUAUAACGGCUCUCCUCUCGGAUAUGAGAUUGCGGAUACAAGCGGCGGGAAUGGGCUUCCUCUGAAGGGUGGCUGGC